GUAUAUCAUACUAGACAAAAAUAUAAGAACACCUUCAGAAACUGUCUUGAUAGUCUGUGUUAUUGGAAUUAGAAAGCAGUUGCACAUUUUGCUCUACAUCAAAUUUAUAUUUUUGACUUGACAACAUAUCGGUCUUUGUCUGGGAGUUUUUUUUAAGUAACCCAACACCACAUUUUCUCAUAAUGAUAUUAAGGUUUUUGCCAGAAUUUCUUGAUGCGAGAACAAUGGAAAGAAAGGUUUAAGACUGUUUCUGAAUAUUCAGCACUGAAAGCGUAUACGUGUAGCCUAUGUGUUUAUGUAAACAUUAGUUUGUAUAAUAUAAAUGGCUCACUUAUAUUUCUUUUUUUAAUUGACAAAAUGUAAUAUACAAAAAAAUUCAGGUAAACAUCAGAAAACUUUCUUCUGUUGAGUUUUUGACAGUAGGUUUUGGUUUUGACAGUGGAUGCAUGUUUUUCACUCUGAUGACGUGUCGAAGUAGCAAUUUCCCAGACUGCUUUGCGGCCUGACGGCCCACGUCAUCGCUGCGCAGCCGCAGAGGUCUCGCACCAGUGAGCUGAGGUGGACUUCUUCCCUUCAUCGGUGUGAAAGGCACGGCGCCGUUGAGCGACUGGACCUCGGAAACAACACAAAACCUAUCUGACAGCCACGAUGACGCGUAUCGCCGCCUUCCUCGCCCUGCUGGUGGUCGCCUGCUCCGGAGAGAGCUGCACGGACCCAGUGAUCACCCCGUCGGCCUACACCACCUCUGACGCCGUCAUCUCCUCUGAGUCUGUCUUCAUCGUUGAACUCAGCCUGGUCUGUGCCAACGGAGCUCAGAGUGUGACUCUGUAUGCUGAUGUCAAUGGAAGACAGUUCCCUGUGACCAGAGGACAGGAUGUUGGCAAGUACCAGGUGUCCUGGAGUCUUCCUCACAAGCAGGCCAGCUCUGGAACAUAUCAGGUUAAAUUCUUUGAUGAGGAGUCCUACAGUGCCCUGCGCAAGGCCCAGAGAAACAAUGAAGAUGUAAAUGUCAUUCAGCCUCUCUUCUCUGUCAACAUUGACCACAGGGGUGCGUGGAACGGUCCAUGGGUGUCUACCGAGGUGGUGGCGGCCCUUAUGGGUAUCCUGGUCUACUACAUGGCCUACAGGGCGAAGAACACCAUCCAGGCAUAAACGAUUCACAAUCACUGGAUUGUUAAAGACUGAACUCUCGUGGAUCUCGGCCAACGGUCCAUCAUCCAUUGUUGUGGCAAGCCAAUAGGAUUUUGCCACUUGAUCUGCUUUGGGACAAGGAGCAAGAGCAGUAGUCUUAAAAUAUGUUUUAAUUCAGACUGUGUCUGUAUGCCAUCAGUCUUAUCAAUUUUUCAGAUGAAUUUCGUCACAAAUUUGUCCCGUCAAUGGAUGGAGUUUUGUAAACAUUUGUUUUCUUUUUUUUAUAAAGACAAACAAUAAACCUGGACCACAUAAAUAAACAAAACCGAUAGAUGUACUGUAUUCCAUUGAUAUGUUCAGAUCAUGCUUGUCUUUCUGUGGCGGUGCGCUGGCCGGAGUGGGACUUUGUGGACAUGUUGAACACCAACAAAGGGCGUCAAGACCUCAAUGCAUAUGAAAUGUCAAUGUGACUGCACUGGCUGGCCGAAGAAGGUCUAUUGUGUAUAUGUCUCUUCAAAUUAAUUCAUUAAAUGGCUGGUUUUUC
Molecule: messenger RNA, 1675 nt
Organism: Pseudoliparis swirei
Lineage: Eukaryota; Metazoa; Chordata; Actinopteri; Perciformes; Liparidae
Gene: ssr4
Product: signal sequence receptor, delta
Exons: 6
Coding region: 649-1152 (167 amino acids)
Cellular component (GO): endoplasmic reticulum; membrane; endomembrane system
Source: RefSeq, a predicted model, not a curated record